This is a messenger RNA of Cajanus cajan (pigeon pea), 1727 nucleotides long. RefSeq lists its product as uncharacterized. The record is from RefSeq and is a predicted model, not a curated record. Lineage: Eukaryota; Viridiplantae; Streptophyta; Magnoliopsida; Fabales; Fabaceae.
CCCCUCCAUCGCAACGACCUAAUCCAAAUCCAGUACCGUUCUUCCUCCGACACAUUUUUCUCCGAUCCCCAAUUUCUCCUCCUUCAUCGUUGUCUUGUUUUUUUUGUUAUAUCAAACUGAGAUAAUAGAUAGAUAGAUCUCUCUAUGGGUUAAUUCCGAAUCCGAUCUAACUAUUUUCGCUUUAGGUCUUUUAAUUUGGAUUUGAGGUCUUCCAAUACUCUUCGAUUCGUUUCUCCCUUCAAUCGAACGCUGUUGUGUUCAGGUCUCGUUUUGUUAGGCGUUUGAGUAUUAGGGGGUUUCGAAGAGCAUAGAAUAAUGCCUUCGCUGCCCGUUGAUCUUGACUUGGUUCCUUCCUUGACCAUUUUCAAUGGUGCAUCCUCCUUUCAUCGUCUGAAAAACCUUGAAAAAAGUGAUCGGCGUGGUAAUCUUAGUUAACAAUAGGACUUCCGUUUUCUCCCUUUCUUCUUCGUUUCUCUCUCUUUAUUCCUCUUCUUCGUCGUCGUUGUUGUUGUUGAUAUUGUUUUGCUCUGAACGAGGUGCGAGUUAAUCCGUCAACAGAUCGGGGAUCAGGGGAUUCGUAUUGUUGUUCUUUCUGUGGUUGCUAUUCGCAGUUCCUGUUUUGAUAUUGUUAUAGUUGCAGCACCAAACGUCGUUUUAAGUUGCCUCUUAGUACCUGAUACAAUUGAUGGACACGAGCUCCAAUAUUAAUGUGCAUGACGACAACUUCAUAAGUAAUCUUGGAAUGACUUUUUGUGAGUCAUUACAUAUUCAAGAUGCCCAGAAAUCUGCAGAUGCUUCAGAGGGGAUUGAUAAAAGUAAUGUGAGUGAGGAAAAAAUGUGUGAAGCAGUUAAAAAGCAAGAGACAAAACUUAAUAUGAUGUGCUUGAAAAAAUCGGCAACCUUUCCAAUUUCUUCAAGUUCCUCUGAUAUGGAGGCUGAUACUUCAGUUGCAGAAGCACUCUAUGAGCAUUCUGCUCAUCAAACUUGCUCACGCUCGAUUUCUCUGCCUUCUCCUUUAAAGCUUAUAUCUGCCAUGAAAGGUAGCCGUGAGAAACAUGGGGUAUCGCAGGUGAAAUUGAAUGUGAAAUGGGCCCCUGAUGUGUAUGAUCCGGUACCUACAUUAUUAUCACACACUGUCAGAAACAAGAAGCCGCAGAAAUCUAGGAAGAAGAAGUCUGACAAGAAGAAUGGAAAGAAGGGACAAAAGGGAAAUUCAUCUCGAGGGGGAAGCAGCAAAGAUAAGCAGUUUCGCAAGCUAAGUGGGACUCCGAGUUUGUGCUAUAAGUCAGUUGAUGCUUGUGAUAAAUUGAUUGGAGCUGCUACUGAAUUAGGCGCUCUUGAUGUUCCUAAUUCUUGUGAUAAAGUGAUUGGAGCUUCUACUGAAUUAGAUGCUUUUGAUGUUCGGAGCCAGGACUCAUACUGUGGAACUAGUUUCUUGAAAAAAUCAGUUACAGAAGUGCACUACUCGGUUGCACAAGCUUUAUGAGUGAAAUGCUUUGAAUGUUUUGUACUGUUUCCCCCAAUGUACAUAAAUAAGUAAUGUUUUGCUGUUGGCUUGUAUGGUGAAAAAAAAAGAAGACAUGGGAUUGUAUGGUGAAAGCUGUUUGAUACUCUUAAUUGAGCACAUGUAGUCUAGAAUGGCUUUUUUAUUUGUAAUGUGUGACAGUUUUUUGUAGAUGAGGCCAUGUGACAUUUUUUGUUCUAUCUUUGGAUUUGUGAUUUGAUUA